Messenger RNA from Arabidopsis arenosa, 2694 nucleotides. NCBI's taxonomy places the organism in Eukaryota, Viridiplantae, Streptophyta, Magnoliopsida, Brassicales, Brassicaceae. The record is from the annotation of a GenBank genome assembly.
ACGGACCAAAAUUCAAACUUGCAGUUAGAACAGAGGCAAGAAUGUUGUAAGACAACUGGCCAGAUAGGUGGACUGUGGCUUUCUCUCUCUGUGAACAGUGAUUUUAGGCGAUUUCUCUAGAUCUCUCGAGACUUAGCUUCACCGUCUCGUUUUCCGGUGAUUCCUUUUCCGGCGAGCUCGGAUUUCACUUCCGUAUCAACGGAUCUGUGACAUACCUCAAUGGCAGACAAGGAGCUGUGGAUCUCUCUCCAAAAUCUAAAUCUUGGCUUGGAGCGCAGUCCACAAAAAAUUUCAAAUGACGCUAAAAAUAAAAGAGACGCUGAACAUCACCUUAGUCUUGUAGUCAAAAGAAUUCAUCCCUCUCAAAACCCAGCUGGAAUUAAGGUGAUGAUGCCGAAGGUUUGGAAAUUGGAAGGUCGAGUCACCAGCCGAAUUAAUGAGGAUGGCUCUGUUCAGUUCUUCUUCAGGCAUGAACACCAACUUCUUACAGUCCUUGAUAAUGGUCCAUGGGCCUAUAAGGACUGGCUUCUUGUAGUUGAUCGCUGGACCCGUCGCAAUUACCCCGACUUCCUUCGUAUCAUCAGAUUUUGGGUAAAAAUUCUGAAUCUUCCAGAUGAUUCUAAAAGUGACAGCUUGAUUCGCGAAAUAGGUGGAGAAUUGGGUCAUGUUGAUGAGGUACACAUACAACAAUCGACUGCAGAUCAAGCUGGGGAAGUUCGGGUCCGUGUUCCAAUCGAUAUAGAUGAUCGAUUAAUCUUUGUUCGCUACUUUAAUUUGGACGAUGCUGGAGCGCCAGUUCUGAUUCGGUAUGUAUACGAUAAGCUCCGUAAAUUCUGCUCUACUUGUGGAAGUCUAAGGCAUCUCGCUACAAGCUGCAACCACCAAGUUCACGAAAUGGAACACUUGCAAUUACCACCUCCUGCUGCAAAUCAAAUGGUAACCCAGCCAAAUACUCCUACUGAAGAUGCUGAUGAUACAAUGGGAGAAACAGUAGGAUCUAACCUAAACAUGGAGUUGUCAGAAAAUCAAGACCAGAGUGCUGCACAAGGUGAAGAUAUGGAGUUUACUCAUCCAAGGGAAGACCAAGAUGCAGUUAAUGCUACUUUUGAUGUUCAAGAGAUGGGCGUAGAUUCAGCGUCUGGUCAGAUAAGAGGAACCAAAAGAAAGGUUACCGAAUCAGCUGAUGCAGAACAGGCUUCGACUUCUAACAAGAGAGCUCAACCCAAUUUUCCAACGCAAGCUCAAGGGGAGAUUGAUAUCAUGUUCCUCGUGGAGACAAAAAAUAAGGAUAGUUAUGUAGAAAAGCUCGGGGCUGAUCUCCAUUUUCCCCAUCAUCUUCUAGUGUCUCCGGAUGGCUUAAAUGGAGGAUUAGCAAUUUUUUGGCAAGACUCAGUGAAGUGUGAUUUUCUUGACACUCCCACGCUUCACUAUACGAAUCUUAUUGUAUCGGAAGGGCCAAUAUCUUUUUACGUCACAUACAUCUACGGGAAUCCAGUGAGAGGUUCAAGACAGCAGCUUUGGAGGCGUAUCUCAAAUCUUGCUCAAACAAAUUUAUAUGGCAAUAAACCAAGGCUGAUGCUAGGAGAUCUCAAUGAAAUCCAAAAUAAUGAUGAGAAAUUUGGAGGUCCAAUCAGGCCAGAAUGGCAGUUCGCUCACUUUCGCAACAUGUUAAACGUCUCGGGUUUACAUGACAUCAAGACAUUUGGGGGUAUUUAUACAUGGAGAGGCAACAGACAAGGAGGAGAAGUUAAAGAAAAACUGGAUAGAGCAGUUGCAAAUGCGGAAUGGCAGGAUCUAUUUCCUAAAGCUUUUGCUCAGCUUUUAAAGUGGUGUGGAUCUGAUCACAGACCACUACUAAUUGAUACAGCAGAUCGUAAAUGGCGAGGAGCUAAGCAAUUUAGGUAUGACAACAGAUGGAGACUCAAUCCGGAGGUGAAGCAAAUAAUCUCCCAAGGAUGGAUCCAAAGAUGCAGUCAUCUUCCUCCUCAAAGAUUUAAUGAAGCUCUUAAAAGAUGCAGGGACAGCCUAUCCCAAUGGAAAACCGACAAUCUCUGCAACUCUAAGAAGCGAAUACAUGAACUACAGGAAGCUCUCCACAAAGCGUAUGCUUCUAACUUCAUAGAUUACAAUUUUAUUGCUGAAAUUAAAUCCAAAUUGCAAGCAGAAUAUAGGAUGGAAGAAGAGUACUGGUACACAAAAAGUAGAAUUCAAUGGCUAAAUGCAGAUGCUUCAUGGCUUGAUGAUCAUAAUCCUGCAGGCAUUGGCUGGAUUCUACAGGAUGGGCGGGAUAAACACAUUCUCAAGGGAUCAUCAUCAAUUGCAGCCACAGAAUCACCUUUAGAGGCAGAAGCCAUAGCCCUCAAGGAAGCUAUUCUACGACUGAAGAUGCUGGGCUAUGAUCAUGUUACUUUUUGCGGAGAUUCUGCACAAAUUUAUCGCUACCUGGAUAGUUCAUGCAAUUCUAGAAGUAAUCUCCCACCGGCUGCUAUUCAAGGACAUUUAGAGGAUAUCAAGGCCUUGGCGUAUAACACUUACAUGUUUAAGCACAUUGGGCGUCAAGACAACACUCAUGCUGAUUUUCUGGCAAAACAGGCCAGAAUCAAUGUUUCUCCAUAUGUAGUUUCAUAUAUCCUCUGAUGUGUAACAAAAACGAUGUAUCCUGUUCAUAUUAUCUAAUAAAACAAUUGGCCGACA